This is a messenger RNA of Alternaria alternata, 1258 nucleotides long. RefSeq lists its product as hypothetical. The coding region runs from base 334 to 1131 and encodes 265 amino acids. The record is from RefSeq and is a predicted model, not a curated record. The transcript is spliced from 3 exons. NCBI's taxonomy places the organism in Eukaryota, Fungi, Ascomycota, Dothideomycetes, Pleosporales, Pleosporaceae.
GUAUGCCGCAACGGCUUGGCAAGUCCCGCGCCUAUCACGUUCUAUGUCUGUAGUUCGCACUCGCACUCGUAUUGUGCCGUACUCGCACUCACCACGCCAAGAAGAACUGCAACAACGCGUUCGACACGGCGGAGCAUACAGACUUACGCGGUGAUGCAUGUAAGAAGCGUAGAGAAAAUGUAUAUUAUAUUCCACGAUGUAUCCUUCUCCACAGUCACACAGCAUCGAAUAUCAAGCCUCCAGCUCCAAUCAGCCACGCCAGAACCAAUCUACGAUACGAUUUCCACAAACAAUUGAUCAGAUCCAAAGUUACCACUCUUGUCCAUAUCCAAGAUGGGAAUCUCAAGAAUCCUCGACUUGCCUCUCUUCAGUAGCCGCUUCAAGUUACAAAUCCACAUUGCUCAAGUCGUACUCGUUACUGCCGCUGUCGGCCUUACGGUUCCUCGUCUCUUUGUAAAGAAUAUUCCGCGUUCAAGAUCAAGCACAAUUGCAUUAGGAAUGGGUGCUAAAUCCCUCAUCCUGCUCGCCUACCUCAUACUUUCGGAACACGUUCCCCGUUUCCAGCGUUGGCACAGCUACAAGGCGCACGCGAUUAUCGCUUGUCUCGAGGUGGUUUUCUGGAGUGGAGUUGCUGGCUUAACGUUCCAGGCCAACAUGAAGUCUUGUGUAGGGGUAACAUGUGGCCUAAGCUGGGUAGUAAUGGUCCUCGCCGUCAUUAUCAUCAACACAGAAAUUGUUUGCUCCGGUAUCAGCAUCAGAGAGUUCAGGGAGUGGAAAAAAGCUGGCAAGCCAAAGUCAAUGGGACCUCACUACGCCCCUCGUUCCCCAUUUGACGACGAGGAAUCACUCCGAACCGGAGUCGCACAACCAAAGGAGGCGCCUGUCCAAGCUGCCGAACGAGCAUACUUCCACUCUGAGCAACGAAAUGCGCAACCUGGCCAAACUCGACCCCACGGGGAAUCUCUUUGGAAUGAUCAGAACGCACGGCGAUCUUCCCGACAGGGACGCCAUCAUUCCUCGCGUCGCUCUGAAGAUCGUACACGUGGCCGAGAAGAGCGUCAUAUGCAUGAGAUGGAACAACCACCGCGAUAUCCAGAACAGCAACAAUACUCCCCAAGAGGAUCACGCUGAAUAUGCGAGUGCUGUAUGGGGAUGGGUUCCCUCACAGCUCACAGUUUGGGUGGAUUUAGGUCGCACUCGCGAUAUGCCUCUCGGCUUAUCUACAUGCUAGAACUGCGUAUACGUUCGCGUUGAUUUU